UUCUGUAUUUUUUUUAAUUUUUUUUGUUGUCGUCCAAAUCGUUCUCGUUUACGAAGAUUCAUGACACCCAUUUUCGGACCCACCUCAUCAAACCUCAAAAUUUACAAAUUUUUCCGUUGCCAGGAGGAAGACUCCAACAAGAUUGAAGAAUUAAUGAUUCGUUCAUGCAAAAGAAUUUGAUUUUUAGAUUUCAGAUUUGGUAGACUGGUGAUUAUAACAAAAGAUUGAAAAGUAUUCAAGUUGUGAAAUUAGUUUCACAAGAACUGGAGGAUAUAAAUUAUGCCAGGUUUGAUUGAAAGGAAACAAACGAAGGAACGUGAAUUUCUAAUCGAGCGUCCAAAUGAACGUUGUUGGCAGAGUUGGCAGUCUCAUUUCACAAGGAGUUUAUUCGGUUGCCACACCGUUUCAUCCCUUCGGUGGGGCAGUCGAUAUAAUCGUUGUUCAGCAGCAGGAUGGGAGUUUUCGCAGUGCGCCGUGGUAUGUUCGAUUUGGUAAAUUUCAAGGCGUUUUAAAGGGUACGGAGAAGAUCGUCCACAUAUCUGUCAAUGGCAUUGAAGCCAAGUUCCAUAUGUAUCUUGAUAACUCUGGUGAGGCUUAUUUCAUAAAGGAAGUAGAAACUGGUCAAGGAGAUCAGGCUGAUGGAGUUACAGAUGAUAUGGUUAAGGAUGGUGUCAUUUUUGUAGACAGCAAGGAUGACCAUAAUAAAAAUUUCAUUGUAACGGGUCGGCUGGAGCACAGUGUCUCGGAUACUACAGUCAUUCAGCUGCGAGAUGAAGACAGUUCUAUGGCGGUUGCUCGAUUGGAGAAGGCAGAAUCUGAUGUUGAGCAUAGAUUCUAUGAUUUUCAGGAUGAGCUGUCUUCUGUGGAGGAUUUAGAGACUAAUUCUAAUCGAUAUGAGAAUUUAGAGACUGAGAGUUGUGCCGAGUCACAGGGUACGGAUUCGGAGGUUAUCCUAGUGAGUGUCGAUGGUCAAGUCCUGACUGCACCGAUAUUGGCAACUGAACAAAAUACAGAAGAUGUGCAGUUAAGUACACCUCAGUUCCAUUUGGGUCCUGGGGAGGGGACUGAAUUUUGUGAAGACGACGAGUUUACAGGCGAGGAUGCUUGGGCAGCUGAUUAUAUCAAUCAGCUCAAUACAUCUACGGAAAACGCCACAAUGGAUAAAGUUGGUGGUUUGAGCAAUGAGUCUAAGGGUAGUGCUGUUUCCCAAACUGAAGAAACCCGAGGAACUCGAGAUGGCCGCAUUAGAAUAGAGAAAGCGAUUUCUAAAGACUGUUUGGAGCUGUCGAAAUUCGCCAAACUGGUUGGAAACACCGAUUCUGAAAGUGUCAUCUCUCCAGUGGAGGCUGAAUAUUUAGAAGAAAAAUUAAACACGAUUGUUCCAUCGGUAUCUAAAACCAAUGGGGGGAGUGUUGUUGACUCCAGAGAUAGAAAUGGGACACGUUCAGGUAGUGAUUCCGAUAGCUCUGUUGUGAAUAUGACUCGAGAGGUACUUGUUAAAGCUGGUGGAACCGAGGAAAACGUGUUUGAUGACAAACAGUUUGACACAAUUGAGGGAAUUGAAAGAAUGGACAGCGGUUCGCAAGGGCCCGUUGCUGAUGACGAGUGCAGUGUUAGAGAGCUGGAGAUAUUUCCAGCAGACGCUUUAUGUGGAAGUACAUAUCAUCAUUCAACAAGCUUCGAGAUAUCACUUUGCGGCCGUGAACUUCGUGCUGGUAUGGGCUUGGUUGCUGCAGCCGAAGUCUUCGACGCACAUCAUGUGUCUGCAGAGGAAUUUGAAAAGUCCGCUUCAUCAAUUACUAAAAAUGGGAAUCUAAUUAUCAGAUAUGGAGAAAGGUACAUGUCGUGGGAAAAAGCCGCUCCUAUAAUACUGGGGAUGGCUGCAUUUGGAGUUGAUUUAGCAGUGGAUCCCAAAGAUGCAAUUUCUGUGGAACAGGAUGACUCGUUGAGGCCUUGGGACGAUGAAUCUACUCCCACGUCCACUCCGGCAGGGCGAAGAUGGAGGCUCUGGCAUAUUCCAUUUAGAAGGAUUAAAACGCUUGAUCACAGUAACAGUAGCUCAUCGAAUGAGGAGAUUUUUGUCGAUUCCGAAUGUACAUUACAGAACUCACUAGGAGAACAAAGUCCAAGGGUGCCGAACCGCAUCAAUGAGCCUUCUAAGAGACAGCUUGUGAGGACAAAUGUUCCAACAACUGAGCAGAUAGCAUCUUUGAAUCUGAAAGAGGGCCAAAACAUGAUAGCUUUCACUUUUUCAACUCGGGUUCUAGGGACGCAAAAGGUCGACGCUCACAUUUACCUAUGGAAAUGGAAUGCAAGAAUUGUGAUUUCUGAUGUUGAUGGGACUAUUACCAAGUCUGAUGUAUUAGGUCAAUUCAUGCCUUUGGUCGGGAAGGAUUGGACGCAAUCUGGCGUGGCUAGACUAUUUACCGCAAUAAAGGAGAAUGGUUAUCAGCUGCUAUUUCUCAGUGCACGGGCCAUUGUUCAGGCGUAUCUUACCCGAAGUUUCUUACUCAACCUAAAACAGGAUGGAAAAGCUUUACCAAAUGGACCGAUCGUUAUCUCACCCGAUGGACUAUUUCCUUCUUUAUUUCGAGAAGUAAUAAGAAGAGCACCCCAUGAAUUCAAAAUUGCCUGUUUAGAGGAUAUUAAGAAGCUUUUCCCUCCCGACUACAAUCCGUUUUAUGCGGGGUUUGGCAAUAGAGACACAGAUGAGCUAAGCUAUCGAAAAGUCGGGAUUCCGAAAGGAAAGAUAUUCAUAAUCAACCCCAAGGGAGAAGUCGCCAUUAGUCAUCGAAUUGACGUGAAGUCUUACACGUCUUUGCACACACUUGUUAACGAUAUGUUUCCGCCAACCUCGCUGGUCGAGCAGGAAGAUUAUAACGCGUGGAAUUUUUGGAAAGUGCCAUUGCCUGAGAUUGAUUUGUAGUCGUUGCACAGAGAAAAAGAUCAGUUUCGAUGUACGAAAAAGACGAAAUUCUUCACAUUUUCACUGGUUUCUUCCUCAAGUAAUUUUGACACAGAGGCACAGGAGCAUUGUUUGAAGCUGUAGCUAUUUGGGUGGAUCAAGCGAAGCUCCUGUGUGGAAUAAAAGUAAAGAUGUUAGUUGAAUUUUAUCUCUUAAUCUUGUCUUCUUUUGCUUCCUUUUUGGUUAUAUUACAUUCAGAUGCACUUAAAUUCAUUAAUUUAUGUUCUUGCUUACCAUGAUUUGAGGUUCU
This is a messenger RNA of Cucurbita maxima (winter squash), 3215 nucleotides long. RefSeq names its product phosphatidate phosphatase PAH1-like. Lineage: Eukaryota; Viridiplantae; Streptophyta; Magnoliopsida; Cucurbitales; Cucurbitaceae. Gene Ontology annotation, molecular function: phosphatidate phosphatase activity. The record is from RefSeq and is a predicted model, not a curated record. The transcript is spliced from 12 exons. Bases 341 to 2926 code for a protein of 861 amino acids.